Messenger RNA from Helobdella robusta, 11415 nucleotides. RefSeq lists its product as hypothetical. Gene Ontology annotation, molecular function: dynein light intermediate chain binding; ATP binding; dynein intermediate chain binding. Gene Ontology annotation, biological process: microtubule-based movement. Gene Ontology annotation, cellular component: dynein complex. Lineage: Eukaryota; Metazoa; Annelida; Clitellata; Rhynchobdellida; Glossiphoniidae. The coding region runs from base 1 to 11415 and encodes 3804 amino acids. The record is from RefSeq and is a predicted model, not a curated record. The transcript is spliced from 72 exons.
AUGAACUAUGAGGCCAUGAAAAAAAUAAUUGAAGCAAGUCCAAUCACUCCAAUGCAGCCAGAGCUGUAUGACAGGAUAUUAAACUUGGUUCCUGACAAAUUGUUGAACAACCCUAACGUUAAAGAAUUGUCUGACCAGCUGAAGAAAGAAAUUGAUGAGGAUUUCAUUGAAACUAUUAAAAAAUUAAAUGUGGAAAGUAGUUUAAGGAGUACCACCAUAAAGAAAGAGUACACUCUGCUUAAAAAGCCUAACUCCUCCUCCAUAUCAUCGAGAUUGUUGAUGAGAAAUCUCUACAUCACGCACCAUGCAUGCAGACAGGUGCUCGCCAUCUCUUACGAUACCAUUGGAAGCAUGCUACUCCUUGACUCUUCAAAUUAUAGUAGGGCGCUGGGUUGCAGAACGUUCGAUGCCUUCAAGACAAUUAUAGUGAGAGAGUGCAAAUCACAAGAAGAUAUAGUCAAAACAAUCUGGUUCCAGAAGAUAGUGCACGUUAUAUCAGAGAAGAAAGAUGCCCACCUUAUCCAUCCAAAAAAAGUUGACAACUUUUUCAACUGCCUCGCUAGUCUCAUGUCUCAAAAAAUAAGUGACCUGUUGACUCGAUCCAUCCAGUCUUGGGUGGAUACGUUCGACGAACGCAACAAGGCCCUCCUGCCAUUGCUCAAGAUGGAGUUGAUCCUGGAUGACGAGACGAAGAAGAUGAUGUUCUAUCCGUACUACACGGAUUUGGAGGAGCUUAUAAUCUCUGUUGUGCACUGCGUCGCUGAUAUGCUGCAGGAGGUCCCCAAAAUAACGUCGUGGACAAAUCGUGGUGCAGUUAAUUUGAGUACGAGAGUGCCGUCAUCAGUCAUCACUGCUGCCUGCUCAUAUUUGAAGGCCUCACUCCAUCGGAACUUUGAGGAACCUUCCCAAAAACUUGAAAAAUUAAUUGAGGAUUACAGUUACCUUGUUGAGGGAGGAGCAGAGAUUGAGAUUGACAACUUCGUUAAUGGAGAUCACAAUUUUGCGGAGUAUCAAGAGUUGUUUUGGAAAUACAAUAACAUUUUGAAUGAACUGAGGUCACUGAACUCAAUUGAACACUAUGACCUCAUCGAGCUGGACUGCACUGAUCUUAAAUUGGGCAUCAUACAGACGACCAAUGACCACAUAAAGAAGAUACUCACUAAAAUGGUUGAUGAUCUGAGAGUUCUCAAUAUUAGCAUCUGCGAAAAAUUCGACAACAUCGUGAAAGUUGGCCUUAAAGUUCCCGAUGAUUUGAAGGAAUUAACCGAAAUGCAGAAAUUUAUUGAGCACGUUCGAACUGUUGAAAUAUUUAAGCUUAACCAGAUGACAAAAGCAGCCUUUGAGCAGAUCAAAUUCCUUCUGGACCAUUAUUUAUUCAGCGAGGAAGACAUUGCAUUGAACAGCUUGGUUCCCGUCUGGCCUGCUAACAUCAAUCCAGUCUUCGAUGCCAACGACGAAAUAAUUGAGCAAGCUAGGCAGCGCUUCUUCAACUUGCUGAUGGAGAAGAAGGAGAAGCUGCUGUUUGACUUUGAGAAGUUGAAGGUACGUAUCGACACGUUCAAUGAUUACAGUGAUCUGACCAGGAUCGACGAGUACUUCAGAAUUGUCAAGUCCGCCAUGCUGCGGAUCAGUGAACAUUACAAGGAAAAGGAUCGAAUCAAUGAAGAGGAAGAAAUGUUCAACAUACAGUUGACUGAAUUCACCGAAAUUCAUGAAUUGGAUAAUCUGGCACAACCCUUCUAUAAACUUUUUAAAACAUUGAGAAAGUGGACAAAAGCUGAAAAAAAAUGGAUGGAUGGCAACUUUUCAAACCUGGUCACGGAAGUUAUUGAAGAAGAAUCAAACAACAUACCGAUGAUAGGCAUCUUGUGCAAUCCAGGACUGAAGUCCCGCCACUGGAAGUUGCUGUCGGAAAUUGUGGGCUACGAUAUUGAACCAGAUUCUGGCACAACUCUUAGGAAGAUGUUGAAACUUGACCUCGAUGAAUUCAUGGACAGGUUUGGAACCAUCAGCACAAGUGCAACUAAGGAGUAUAUGUUAGAGAAAGCUCUGCACAAGAUGAAGGAAGAGUGGGAGAACCUGCAGUUCAACAUGGCGACGUACCGGGACACUAAUGUCCCAAUCCUGGCUUCCUGUGACGAAAUUCAAACGCUGCUCGAUGAUCACAUUGUUAAGACUAUAACUAUGAAAGGUUCGGUGUUUGUGAAGCCAUUUGAAAGUGAGCUGAUAGAAUGGGAGCAAAAAAUUCACCUCGUGCAAGAUAUUCUCGAUGAAAGCAUGAAUGUGCAGUCACAGUGGUUGUAUCUGGAGCCGAUCUUUUCAUCGGAGGACAUCAUGCUGCAGAUGCCUGACGAAAGUAGGAAGUUUCUGACUGUCGACAAGAACUGGAAAGAUAUCAUGAAAUACGUUGCUAAGGAUACCAGGGUAUUGGUGGCCACAGAGAUGCCUGGAAUGUUGAGCAGGCUGCAAGAUUCAAACGCCAUGCUGGAAAAAAUUAACCAAGGUAUCAACUUGUACCUGGAGAAGAAGAGGCUGUACUUCCCAAGGUUUUUUUUCUUGUCCAACGAUGAAAUAUUGGAGAUCCUCUCUGAAACGAAAGAUCCCACUCGUGUUCAGCCUCAUCUGAAGAAAUGUUUCGAAGGUAUUGAGAGGUUGUUGUUUGAAGAAGAGGACUUGGAGAUAUUUGCCAUGUUCAGUAGUGAAGGAGAGCAAGUUGAUUUUGUUAGGAGUGUUUCGACUUCAGAAGCAAAAGGUUCUGUGGAAAAGUGGCUUCUACAAGUUCAAGAUGUCAUGCUGGAAUCAAUAGAGCAAGUCAUCAUAUACUCACACAGUGCAUACAAAACAGUUCCACGAAAUCAGUGGGUUAAGGACUGGCCGGGGCAGGUGGUCCUGUGCAUCUCGCAAAUUUAUUGGACGGCCGAAUCACACGACGCCAUCAACCUGCUCAAUGACCGACCGAGCAGUAUGAAGGAUUUUUUGGCGAACCAAGAUGCUCAGCUGCUAAGGAUAAUUGAUCUCGUAAGAGGCCUAUUAUCGAAACAGCAGAGAAUUACUCUGGAGUCACUUGUUGUCAUCGACGUUCACGCCAGAGACGUAAUAGAAGAUAUAAUUUCAAAGAAUGUAACAAAGGACACCGAUUUUCAUUGGGCUGCUCAGCUGAGGUACUACUACAAAGACCAGAAUGUAUUUGUUAACAUGGUCAACGCGGCCAUCAAAUACGCAAACGAAUACCUCGGAAAUACUUCACGUCUCGUCAUAACUCCACUGACGGACAGAUGUUACAGGACGUUGAUCGGAGCCUUCCACAUGAAUCUCAAUGGUGCUCCCGAAGGACCAGCUGGCACGGGCAAAACGGAAACAACAAAAGAUCUGGCAAAGGCCGUAGCAGUGCAAUGUCUAGUCUUCAAUUGUUCCGAUGGUCUUGAUUACAUUUCUAUGAGCAAGUUCUUCAAGGGACUCGCGUGUGCUGGUGCCUGGUCAUGUUUUGAUGAAUUCAACAGGAUCGAUCCAGAGGUCUUGUCCGUCAUCGCUCAGCAGAUCCUCUGCAUCAUAAGAGCAGUUCAGAUGGAAGCCAAAAAAUUUGUUUUUGAAGGCACAGAGUUGCAAUUGAAUUCCAUGUGUUACAUUUGCAUUACAAUGAAUCCUGGCUAUGCUGGUCGGUCAGAACUUCCCGACAAUCUUAAAGUCUUAUUUAGGCCGGUGGCCAUGAUGGUUCCAGACUAUGCAAUGAUAGCCGAGAUAAGUUUGUACAGUUACGGUUUCAAGGAGGCUCGAAAUCUUUCGGUGAAGAUCGUUACUCUGUACAGGCUCUGUUCAGAGCAACUGUCGUCUCAGUACCAUUAUGAUUAUGGUAUGAGGGCUGUUAAAACUGUUUUGCUGGCUGCCGGAAACAUCAAACUUAAAUAUCCAAACGAGGAUGAAAAGAUAUUGAUGCUGAGAUCGAUAGUUGAUGUGAAUUGCCCCAAGUUCCUGCAACAGGACAUCGUGCUCUUCAACGGCAUCAUCAGUGACAUCUUCCCAGGCAUCCAACUCACUCAGCCUGACUAUUCAGUCUUAAUGGCUGAGUUUGAAAGAGUUUGCACAAAAAAUAAUCUCCAGAUGGUUCCAUCCUUUGUGGAGAAGAUCAUUCAAACUUAUGAGAUGAUGAUCUUGAGACACGGUUUCAUGUUGGUGGGCAGUCCUUUUGGUGGCAAGUCAUGUGUUCUCAAAGUUUUAAGCGAGUCGAUGAGCAGCUUGCACGAAGCAGGCAGCCAGGAGUAUGAACGUGUGCACUUCACUGUUAUCAAUCCCAAAUCAAUAACAAUGGCUCAACUCUAUGGAAACUUCGAUCUCAUCUCUCACGAGUGGUCGGAUGGUGUAGUUGCCAACGUGUUUCGUGACUACAAAGUUUCAGCGAGCCCUGGUCGCAAAUGGGUCGUUUUUGAUGGGCCUGUCGAUGCAGUUUGGAUUGAAAACAUGAACACAGUGCUGGAUGACAACAAAAAAUUAUGUCUGACCAGUGGCGAAGUCAUUCAGAUGUCAUCUGUCAUGAGUGUCAUAUUUGAGACCCUUGACCUUUCACAGGCCUCACCUGCAACUGUGAGUCGAUGUGGCAUGAUAUAUUUGGAGCCAACAAUUCUUGGCUGGAGACCUCUGGUUAAGUCAUGGUUGUUUGAGCAGCAUACCCUUCUAUCAUCUGAUUACGCGCCAUACAUAACUGCCAUGUUGGAGUGGCUCGUUGAUCCUUCUUUAGAAUACGUCAGCAAGAAUUGCAAGAGUUACAUAGCUGUUGGAAGUAGUAACCAAGUAGUCUCUUUGGUUCGAAUUAUUUCAAUGCUCAUGAAGAAUGCAUGCAAUGACGUUGACGUGUCUGAAAAUAAAACUUUCAAACAAUGGCUCUGUGGUGCAAUAAUGUUUGCAAUACCAUGGUCCAUUGGAGGUCUGCUGGAUGCAGACGGUCGGGAAAAGUUUGACAAGUUUUACAGAGAUUUGCUGAGUGGCAACAAUUCCUUAUACCCACUACUUCCUGGCUUGGAUAAAAUAACAAACAUGUUUCCUGAGGAUCAGAUCUGCUACAAUUACGUGUUUGAGCAAAAAAGUCGAGGUAUAUGGAGGAAUUGGACGGAUUUGUUUGAGAGCAAUCCAGUUGCCCCCGGCAAGAAGCUUGAGGAGCUACUGGUGCCUACGAUGGAUACAGUCAGAUGUUCAUAUCUCCUUGACAUUUGUAUUACAAAUAGAAUGCCCAUAAUAUUCGUAGGACCGACUGGUACAGGCAAAUCUGUGUACGUCAGUCAGAAGUUAACGAGUGAUCUCUCUUCUCAACUCUAUCUUCCGAUCAUCAUCAACUUCUCCGCUCAAACGAGCGCCAACCAAUUACAGAACUUGGUGUUGUUGAAAAUGCAAAGAUUGCGAAGAGGACUAUACGGACCUCCCCCUGGCAAGCUUGCAGUCAUCUUCAUAGAUGAUCUCAACAUGCCCGCGCUGGAAGUGUAUGGAGCACAACCUCCGAUUGAACUACUCAGGCAAUAUCACGAUAUCAAACAUUGGCUAUACGUGUACGAUUUGAAAGAUACAACGAAAGUCUUCUUGAACGACCUGAUGUUUCUCGGCUGCAUGGGACCACCCGGUGGAGGUCGCAAUCCUCUCAACGUUCGAUUCACUCGUCACUUCAUCAACAUCUCCAUCAAUCCCUUCCAAGAAGAAACCAUGACGAGAAUAUUCUCCACACUCAUGAGUUUGUAUUUCAGGGGAAACAAUUAUUCAGUUGAGUUCUACAGUUUGGGCAACCAGCUAGUUGCUGCUACCAUGCAAGUGUACAAAACAGCUGUGAUAAACCUGUUACCGACUCCUGCCAAGUCUCAUUAUGUUUUCAACUUGAGAGAUUUCAGCAGGGUCAUCAAUGGCAUGUGCAUGAUUAAGAAGGAGAAAGUGGAAGACACGAGAGUGUUUGUCAGGUUGUGGGUGCACGAAGUUCUCCGCGUAUUUUCUGACAGGCUCAUAUCGGAUGACGACUCAUCGUGGUUGCUCAGUGAAAUAAAAGAGAUAUUGAGGGUUGUGUUCAAUGAAGGCAUUGAUUCUCUGUUCAGUCAUUUGAAGAGUGAUCAGAAGAAUGAAUUGCAGAGGGAGGAUCUAUCUUCUUUGAUAUUCGGCGACUACAUGGAUCCAGAUGCUCUGCUGGAAGAGAAAUGUUACGAGGAGGUGAUGGACAUCAACGUGAUGUACGCUGUGGCUGAGGAGGCGAUCAAGGAGUACAAUCAAAUCAAUAAGAAUCGAAUGAAUUUCGUUAUAUUCAGAUACGCGCUGGAGCAUCUGUCUCGCGUCUGCCGUGUGUUGAGGAUGCCACGUGGCAAUGCGUUGUUGGUGGGACUUGGAGGUUCAGGUAAGCAGUCACUGACUUGUCUUGCCGCCCACCUCUCCAGCAUGUUGCUUUUCAGGCCGAAAAUGACCAGCAAAUAUGGAAAGAAUGAAUGGAGGGAAGAUGUCAAACUUGUUAUGAAGAAUGCAGGAACUCUUGGCAAGAAAAUAGUUUUCUUGAUUACUGACUCUCAACUGAAGGAGGAAUCGUUCGUUGAAGACAUCGACAGCUUAUUAAAUUCUGGAGAAGUUCCUAACCUCUUCACACCUGAUGAGAAGGCUGAGGUCAUGGAGGCUGUUCGACCACUCGCUCAGAAGGCGAAGGAUACUGGAGAGAUGGAGCCGUUGGCAUUAUAUUCAUUUUACGUGAACAGAUGUCGCGAGAACAUGUCCAUUAUACUGACAGUCAGUCCCAUUGGCAAUGCCUUCAGGAACAGACUGAGGCAGUUCCCAUCGCUUAUAAACUGCUGCACUAUCGAUUGGUUUCACUCAUGGCCCGAAGACGCCUUGGAAAGGGUGGCCUACAAAUUUCUUGAGAACAUCAACAUGACCAACGAAAACAGAAAAUCUACGGUACACAUUUGCAAGUACUUCCAUACUUAUGCCGAAGAAAUGACUAUCAAAUUUUUAGCUUCAGAAGGCCGUCGUACGUACGUGACACCGACCUCUUAUCUGCAGCUGCUGCAACUAGUCAAGAAGUUGACAUCUAUGAAGGAAAAUGAAUUGAUGGGUUUCAGGAAGAGGUAUCUUGUUGGUCUGGAAAAAUUGGCAUUUGCUGCCUCUCAGGUAUCAGUGAUGCAGGAAGAGCUGGAAAAGUUGAAACCCGAACUCCAAAAGUCUGCAGAAGAGAAUAAUCAAAUGGUCAUAAUGAUUGAGAGGGAGUCGAGAGAGGUGGAGGGGAAGGGAGAGAAAGUGAAGUAUGAAGAAGCCAUUGCUAAUGAUCAGGCAGAAGAAUCGACAGCAUUGAAGAAUGAAUGUGAAGCAGACCUUGCAGAAGCCAUCCCAGCUCUUGAAUCAGCCCAAGCGGCUCUCGAUACUUUGAAGCCAGGUGACAUCGCCAUCGUCAAGUCCAUGAAGAACCCACCAGCUGGUGUCAAGCUCGUCAUGGCGGCUGUUUGCGUCAUGAAGAAUGUUCAGCCUGAUAGAGUGGCCGAUACUUCUGGUGGCGGUAAGAAGAUCCUAGAUUAUUGGGGACCUUCCAAGAAACUGCUGGGUGAUUUGAAUUUCCUGAAGGAUCUCAAAGAAUAUGACAAGGACAAUAUUCCUCCUACAGUGAUAGCAAAGCUUCAGGCAGAGUUUUUUCCAAACCCAGAAUUUGAUCCGGCUAAAGUAGCUAAGGCGUCGUCAGCAGCAGAAGGUCUGUGCAAAUGGAUAUUGGCAAUGGCAAUGUACGAUCGUGUCGCCAAAAUUGUGGCUCCCAAAAAAGCCAAGUUGGCAUUGGCUCAAGAUGCACUUCAAAAAACUCAAAAGCAACUCGCUGAAAAGACGGCUGAGUUGAACCAGUUAAAUAUGAAAUUGGCCAAAUUGAAAAAGAAUCUUCAGGUUUCAAUUGAAAGGAAGGAACAGUUACAAGCUCAGUAUGAUUUGUGUGUAGUGAAGCUAGCGAGGGCUGAAAAACUGAUCAGCGGACUUGGAGGAGAGAAGGAGAGAUGGAUGGAUGCAGCUAAUCUGUUGCAGGCUGCAAUUGAAAAUCUGCUAGGAGAUAUGAUCAUGUCCGCUGGCGUCAUCACCUACCUAGGUCCCUUCACCAUCCUCUUCAGACAGCAGUGCAUUCAAGAUUGGCUCAUAAUGGUUAAGAGUUUGCAGCUUCCCACCAUGCCUGGUGAGUACUUGCUGUCCCGCUCGUUGGGCAGGCCUGUUGAUAUCCAGAGCUGGAACAUUGCCGGACUACCUAAGGACAACUUCUCAAUUGAUAACGCCAUCAUGGUUUUCAAUUCAAAUAGAUGGCCUCUCAUGAUUGAUCCACAGAGUCAAGCAAAUAAAUGGAUUAAAAAUAUGGAAAAAGACAACCAACUCGCUCUCCUCAAACCAUUGAGCUCUGACUUUUCGAGAGUUCUUGAACUUUGUAUCUCAUUCGGUAAGCCUCUGCUGUUGGAGAACAUUGGAGAAGAGUUGGAUCCUUCUUUGGAGCCUGUUUUGCUCAAGUUAACCUUCGCACAAGCCGGCAUAGAAAUGAUGCAGCUGGGAGACAAGAUAAUAGACUACAAUGAGAACUUUCGAUUUUACAUAACAACGAAGCUACAGAACCCUCAUUACCUUCCCGAGGUCUCCAUCAAGGUCAACAUCUUGAACUUCAUGAUAACUCUCGAUGGAUUGGAGGAUCAGUUGUUGGGCAUUGUUGUCACGAAGGAGAGACCAGAGUUGGAAGAUGAGAGGCAGGCACUUAUACUGAUGAGUGCUAACAACAAAAAGAAGUUGAAAGAGAUUGAAGACACCAUACUGCUGACACUCUCUGAAGGUGAAGGUAACAUUCUGGAAGAUGAGGAUGCUAAUGAAAUUCUUGAAUCAUCCAAGAUCAUGGCUACUGAGAUUGCCAAAAAACAAAUGGUGGCUGAGGUGACUGAAUCAAAAAUCAACGAAGCCCGUAAAGGUUACAAGCCCAUUGCCCGCUACUCAUCAACACUCUUCUUUGCCGUCUGUGACAUCUCAAAGAUUGACCCAAUGUAUCAGUACUCCUUGGCUUGGUUCAUCAAUUUGUACCUUACCUCUAUUCAAGACAGUGUGAAGUCAAAAAUUCUUGAUAGAAGAUUGAGGAAUCUGUCUAAUCACUUCACCUACAACCUGUUUGCCAACGUCUGUCGGUCCCUCUUUGAACAACAUAAACUUGUAUUCUCUCUCUAUCUCACAGUCCAGAUCGAAAUGUCAAAAAAUGAGUUGACGUUGCAGGAGUUCACUUUCUUUCUGACUGGAGGAGUGGGUUUUGAAAACAAGCUGGAGAAGCCAGCAGCAGAGUCCUGGUUGUCUGAUAAAAGUUGGGAUGAACUCUGCAGACUGUCUGAUCUCAUGCCCGUCUUUAACAAUAUCACUAACCAUUUUAAAGAGAAUUUGAAAGAAUGGAAAAACUUUUGUAAUGAGAAGUUUCCUCAGCAGGUAAGCAUGCCUGAGUUUAGUUCAACCCCACUGACUGAAUUUCAAAAGAUGAUGGUCCUGAGAUGCCUGCGACCAGAUAAGAUCCGCAUAUCUGUGAUGAACUACGUUUCUGAAAAGAUGGGGAAAAGUUUUGUUGAGCCCCCGCCAUUUGAUUUGUCUAAAUCAUUUGCUGAUUCGAGUUGCGUCGUUCCUCUGAUCUUCAUCUUGUCACCAGGAGCUGAUCCAACGAUGGCUCUCCUGCAGUUUGCAUCUGAUAAGGGUUUCACCGGAGACAAACUGAUGUCCAUUUCAUUGGGACAGGGACAGGGCCCCAUUGCUUCGAAAAUGAUUUUCGAAGCAAAAGAGAAUGGUACCUGGGUUCUUCUACAGAAUUGUCACUUUGCUGUUUCAUGGAUGCCAAAGUUGGAGAAGAUCUGUGAAGAACUGACUUAUGGCAGCACCAAUGAACAUUUCAGACUCUGGUUGACCAGCUACCCUUCCAAUAAGUUUCCAGUAUCCGUACUUCAGAAUGGAGUGAAGAUGACCAACGAGCCGCCGACAGGCCUCAGACAGAAUCUUUUACAAUCCUACCUCAAUGACCCCAUCUCCAACCCGCUAUUUUUUAAUGGCUGUCCAGAGAAGAACCUUGUUUUUCACAAGUUGUUAUUCAGUUUGUGCUUCUUCCACGCUGUGGUGCAGGAGAGAAAGAAGUUUGGAGCACUCGGAUGGAACAUUCAAUAUGGAUUCAAUGAAUCUGACCUUAGAAUAUCUGCCAGUCAGUUGCAGAUGUUCAUAAACGAAUCAGAUGAGGUGUCAUACGAAGCCAUCACGUACGUAACUGGAGAGUGCAACUAUGGAGGACGAGUGACCGAUGGCUGGGAUCGCAGAUGCCUCAUGACCAUCCUCGCCAACUUUUAUAAUCCCAAGGUUGUUCAGGAUAGCAAGUAUUAUUUUUCACCCAGUGGCAUCUACUGCACUCCGCCAAUAAGGGGAGAUGAUGAUUACGUUGAUUGCAUUGAAUUCAUUAAGGAGUUACCAUCUGUACAGCAGCCUGAAGUUUUUGGCCUCCACGACAAUGUUGACAUUUCUAAAGAUCUUUUUGAAAACCGACAACUUUUUGAUUCUGUCCUUAUUGCACUUGGAAGCAAGGAGCAGGGAUCCGGCUGCAAGUUCGAUGAUUCGCUCUACAUCAUUGCCGCUGAUAUUCUUGACAAGCUUCCUAACGUUUUUGACCUGGAAAAAUCUUUAAAAAAGUAUCCUGUUAUGUAUGUGGAGUCUAUGAACACUGUUCUUGUUCAGGAGAUGGAGAGAUUCAACAGGUUGAUAGUUAUAAUCAAGACAACGUUGUUGCAGCUUCAGAAAGCUAUAAAAGGCUUGGAGGUUAUGUCAUCAGACCUUGAGGAGCUGGGCGCAAGUUUGCUGACAGGCAAGAUUCCUCUCCUCUGGGCACAAAGAUCCUAUCCUUCAUUAAAACCACUGGCCAGUUAUAUCAACGAUCUCAUUGAAAGAAUCAAUUUCUUUCAAACCUGGUAUAAUCACGGACCUCCCGAGAUAUUCUGGAUAUCUGGAUUCUACUUUACGCAAGCCUUCCUUACUGGCGUUAUGCAGAACUUUGCAAGAAAGUUUUCUGUUGCCAUUGAUCUAUUGUCGUUCGAUUUCAAAGUUACAGUUAGAAGAGCGUCGUUGAAGAGACCACCAGAUGGAGCUUAUGUAAGAGGACUUUACGUUGAUGGUGCCAGAUGGGAUGAUGGAGGUCACCUUGCUGAGCAGUUUCCAGAUGUGUUGUAUGAUAAAUUGCCAGUCAUUUGGCUUAUUCCAAAGCUCAAAUCUCACAUCGAUUACAGUGAAAAUAGAUACGUAUGUCCUGUAUACAAGACGAGCGAACGGAAAGGAGUGCUCAGUACGACAGGUCACUCCACAAAUUUUGUUCUAACAAUUCUGCUAGAGACUAAAGAACCAGUUGAUCAUUGGAUCAGAAGAGGUGUGGCUCUUUUAUGUCAGCUCGACGAUUAA